AUGAUUGAAUUUUUUAUUUGUUCUUCAUGGAUUGUUAUAAAUUUAAAUGGAUUUAAGUAUCGUUUAAGAAAAACUCCAAAACAUUUGUGUGGGAAACAUCAUCAAGUAAUUAAUAUUUUCAACAACUGUUCCAUGACCAAUUCUCACCUAAUAUUUCUAUCCAAACCAACAUUGAUUACGGUUCCACCCCACAAUUUUGCUCAUAAAGUGGAGAAGCAGUGUGGUAGUUGCCAUCUUUACCGUUUUAAGUUUCGACUAUCCAACCUGAGAAAAGACUGCCCAAUUAGUGGGAAAGAUAAAAGAACCAAGAUGAAUGUAAAUUAG
Molecule: messenger RNA, 324 nt
Organism: Echinococcus granulosus
Lineage: Eukaryota; Metazoa; Platyhelminthes; Cestoda; Cyclophyllidea; Taeniidae
Exons: 3
Coding region: 1-324 (107 amino acids)
Source: RefSeq, a predicted model, not a curated record